Molecule: messenger RNA, 2960 nt
Organism: Puntigrus tetrazona (Sumatra barb)
Lineage: Eukaryota; Metazoa; Chordata; Actinopteri; Cypriniformes; Cyprinidae
Gene: kcnv2b
Product: potassium channel, subfamily V, member 2b
Exons: 5
Coding region: 100-1671 (523 amino acids)
Biological process (GO): protein homooligomerization; potassium ion transmembrane transport
Cellular component (GO): membrane; voltage-gated potassium channel complex
Molecular function (GO): voltage-gated potassium channel activity
Source: RefSeq, a predicted model, not a curated record
CUUAAAUAGGGUAGAUUUAACCUCAGCAAAGCGCUGAGAUUUACAGGCGCACGGUACACUAGCUAUCCUCCUCGAGGAGGAUAGCCGAAGACUGAAAGGAUGUUCAACUUUCAGAGAAACAGGAGACAGAGCCUCUUUCCCAACUGCAAACUAGCAACCUCGGAGUCAACAGAUGAUGCGGUUCCAUUCGCUAAACAGUGUUUGAUGAAACAUUGGAGCUCUCUGGGCGAACUGCAGACAGAUAUCUAUGACAUCUUUGGUGAAGAUGAGGAGGUUGAGAAGCAUCCGGAACCAACAAUGUGGUUUUCAAGCGCCUCACCCAGCAGGAAUUACAUGCUCAACCUCAACGUUGGUGGAAAGUCCUACCAUAUCACCUAUAAAAUGGCAGCAAGAUACCCCCAGAGUAGAAUCGGACGUUUAGCCACCUAUACGGACCUCAAUAUGAAGCUGAACCUCUGCGAUGACUACGUGGUGAAGGACAAUGAGUAUUUCUUCGACCGAGACCCGGACGUCUUCAACAGCAUCUUCAACUUUUACAGAACCGGUGUGCUGUGGAUCAAGGACGAGCUUUGUCCGAGGAACUUUUUGGAGGAAAUCAGUUAUUGGGGCGUUCGGAUCAAAUACUCGCAGCGGUGCUGUCGGAUCCUUCUCGAGGAGAAACACGACGAGCUGUGCGAACAGCUCAAGGUUGAGAAGGAACUGGAGGCGGAGGUGGACGUCGAAGACAGCGAGGAGGCGUUCAACGACAUGUUCCUCGGCGAGAAGAGACGCUUGCUUUGGAACUUCAUGGAGAAACCGUUCUCCUCAAUCCCGGCGAAACUAAUGGCGGUCGCCUCGAGUAUGUUUGUGCUGGUGUCGCUGGUUACAAUGACUCUGACUACAGUAGAAGAAAUGGAGAACAUGGCAUCUAACGAGUUCAGCGGAAAGCCGUUUGGAGAGUUCAUAGAGACACUGUGCAUAACCUUCUUUACCGCUGAGUACCUGCUGCGUCUAGUUUCAACCCCAGAUAUCUGUUGCUUCAUUAAGAGCAUGCUAAACGCGGUUGACCUCCUGGCCAUUCUACCGCAGUUCCUCCAGUUGGUGUUAGAAAGCUUUGAGACCUUCAGUUCUGGGACACAAACCACGGACAUGGAGACUGUUGGUCAGAUGAGCAAGGUGGGACAAGUGUUACGAAUCAUGCGCCUAAUGCGUAUUUUUCGUGUUCUUAAACUGGCACGUCACUCGACGGGGCUCAAAGCAUUUGGCUUCACAUUGAGGCAGUGCUAUCAGCAGGUGGGAUGUCUCUUCCUCUUUAUCGCCAUGGGGAUCUUCACAUUCUCCGCCAUGGUUUAUACCGUUGAACAUGACGUCCCUCAAACCAAGUUCACCAGUAUUCCACAUUCUUGGUGGUGGGCAUCUGUUAGCAUCUCUACUGUAGGUUAUGGUGACAUGUAUCCAGAGACUCUUUUGGGGAGGAUAUUUGCCUUUGGCUGCAUUUCCUUUGGGAUCAUUCUGAACGGCCUUCCAAUCUCCAUCCUCUUCAAUAAGUUCUCCGAUUACUACGCCAAACUGAAGUCUCACGAAUACAGUUCCAACAUGAAAAACAGAGGAAAGGUUAACUUCAUCCUGAGAGCCAAGAAGAAACUCAAGGAGUGUGGCUGCAUUGAAACUAAUGACACUGACGUGUCGUGAAAUCAGUAUUAUCGAUUGUUGGCAUUAUUAAGCUGUUCUGAAUCUUGUCUGAAUGAGAUCAUUUUCUAAAGAGCCUCUUAUCUGAAAGUGCCAAAAGAAAUAUUAAAACAGGUAAUAAGUAACGCUGGUUUAAAUUGUAAAGUGGUACAGAAGUCUUCUGUCAUUCCUCAUCUCCUGUUCCUUGUGCUUUAUCGGUUGUUUAGCUUUUAUAGCGUGAGCAAAUCUUUGACAAUAAAGUUGUACUACUACAGCAUUUGAAGUAGCCAAAAUCGUAUUGUGCUUUAUUUCCUCAUUUUGGCUACAGAAUCACAUUUAGCCACAAAACACUGACGCUAACCUGCAUUAUCUUCACUGUUGACGUUAUGCCUAACCUGGACUUUUGAACUUGACCCGAAUGACAACCAAAAUAGAAGAUUAAUCUAAUUUACAGAGUUCCCAUGACGCGUCCAAUUAACCGAAUUAACACUGUAUUUAGCCUCCAAAGACCAGGCAAUACCUUAUUUGUUCUAAGCAAAUCUAAUGGUUUUGUUUUUUGAGGCCGUACAAAUCUUUUGGCUCCAUUGUUAGGUCAAAUGUUCACAACACUCUUCUUGUUCAGAAGGAGUAACAAAAAUCGACAAAAACCUCCACAUAAAACAGGAGGAAACCUUGGCUGAGACAAACGUCCUCUCUCGUGAUAUAUUUUAGUUACGUGUGUAUUUACAAUAUGACAUCGACGAGUGAAUGGAUAAACAACGAAGAGCCUCUGUUUUGCUCGCGCUGCUGCUCUCCAGGCCUGGAGAGGGCGGCGUGACGUCACCGCGCUCAUAAGCGUCACUUCCUCGCGUCGCGCGCUCGCGUUUCUCUGACCUCUGAAAGACGGAGCGCGGUGCUGAAGCCCAGCGAAAUGGCUCCUCCAGUGCAAGUGUCGCCGCUGAUUAAGACAGCCAGGUGGUCUGCUUUGCUUAUUGGCGUUAUCUACGGAAAGCGCAGAUAUGAUCAUCUGAAACCGAUUGCAGAGGAGGAGAGGAGAAUAGAAGAGGAGGAGAAGAAGGUACGAGAGGAGAAGGAACGCAUUGCUAAACAGCUAGCAGAAGCUAGUGAGGACACAAUCUUAAAGUGAGCUGCCCGAAACGACACCCGCAUCACUCAUGUUGUAAAGAUCGUGUUACCUGUCUGGAUAAAGAAUGAUGCUUGUAUUUUGCCACUUUGGUUUUACAGUGCCCUUUCACUUCUCAUGUUAGAUUAAUGCCGCAUUUGUGAAAUAACUCAAUACAUGCAAAUAUGUGUAUAAAUUUCUUCUGAUCUGA